GUCGCGCUCACUCCGCAGCGGAGAGCCGCGCUCAGUGGCUUGUCCCUGCUCCUCCCACCGCACUUAAGCCCACACCCACGGGCGCCCCGCCCCCCUCAUCCUUAUAGAAGGGGCGAGGCACCCCGGCGCGCCCGGGAGCUACAGGCUUCCCGGAGCCGACGGCGCGGCUGCCAGCUUGGCCAGAAAGCCCAGGCGCCGCCGCGGCCAAUGUAGCCAAGUGAGGCGGCGGCUGCGCCCGCACCAUGGAAGGCAGCCCCACCCCGGCACCAGCCCGGGUCGCUCCAGACCUCCGCCGCCUCCCGCGCCACGCCUGCCAGCAACCGCUGCUUUUCUCUGGGCGCCGUCCUACCCUCACCUCGAAGCCGACAUGAAGGGAGCCCGGGGCGACGGGAGCGCCCCUUUCUGCACCCGCCUCAACCACUCCUUCCCGGGCAUGUGGGCGCCCGAGCGCUCCCAGGAAGCGCGGGGCAACCUCACGCGCUCCCCGGAGACCGGCGAGGACUGCCGCUCGGUGUCCGUGGUGUACCCGAUUACCAUGCUGAUCACCGGCUUCGUGGGCAACGCGCUGGCCAUGCUGCUGGUGUCGCGGAGCUACCGGCGCCGGGAGAGCAAGCGCAAGAAGUCGUUCCUGCUGUGCAUCGGCUGGCUGGCGCUCACGGACAUGGUGGGGCAGCUGCUCACCAGCCCCGUGGUCAUCGUCGUGUACCUGUCCAAGCAGCGCUGGGAGCACCUGGACCCUUCGGGGAGGCUGUGCACUUUCUUUGGUCUGACCAUGACCGUCUUUGGCCUCUCGUCGCUCUUCGUCGCGAGCGCUAUGGCCAUCGAGCGGGCGCUGGCCAUCCGGGCGCCGCACUGGUACGCGAGCCACUUGAAGACGCGCGCCACCCGCUGGGUGCUGCUCGGCGUGUGGCUGGCGGUGCUCGCCUUCGCCCUGUUGCCCGUGCUGGGCGUGGGCCAUUACACCGUCCAGUGGCCCGGGACGUGGUGCUUCAUUAGCACCGGGGGAGGCGGCAACGGGACUAGCUCCCCGCACAACUGGGGCAACCUCUUCUUCGCCUCCACCUUUGCCUUCCUGGGGCUCUCUGCGCUGGCCAUCACCUUCGCCUGCAACCUGGCCACCAUUCAGGCCUUGGUAUCCCGCUGCCGGGCCAAGGCCAUGGCAUCGCAGUCCAGCGCCCAGUGGGGUAGGAUCACCACGGAGACGGCCAUCCAGCUCAUGGGGAUCAUGUGCGUGCUGUCGGUCUGUUGGUCACCAUUGCUGAUAAUGAUGUUGAAAAUGAUCUUCAAUCAGACAUCAGUUGAACACUGCAAGACGCACUCAGAAAAGCAGAAGGAAUGCAACUUCUUCUUAAUAGCUGUGCGCCUGGCUUCACUGAACCAGAUCUUGGAUCCCUGGGUCUAUCUGCUGCUAAGAAAGAUCCUUCUUCGGAAGUUUUGCCAGAUCAGGAACCACAAAAACAAGUAUGCAUCCAGCUCCACCUCCUUACCUCACCAGUGCUCCUCAACAUCGAUGUGGAGUGACCAUUUGGGAAGAUCAUGAAAGAACAAAGAUGGACUUUUUCUUACAAUUCCUGCUUCCCCAAAUUUGUGUUUUUCUUCCCACCUGAGGAGAAUUUUAUAUUUUGAUUUGGAUUGUUUCUUAAUUUUCAUCUUUUUUUACUUUAAUUUUUUUUCUUGUCAGUAAUACCCACUGAGAAUAGGUUUAUUCCUGCCUCUGAGCGUUAAAUUGACUUCUUGAGCUGGAUUUUGAAUAUGUCUUUAAGAAAUUGGGCAGGGUUACAUAGAUGAUGAUUGGCGAAAAAGUGAAAAAAAAAAACAAACCAUCUUCCAGGAGUUUGUUCCCAAUUUCAAACCUUUAACUGAAUUUCGACCCAUGUAAACACCUUUACAUUUUGUGGUUGUUUUGGUUUUACAAUAUGAGUUUGAAAAAUCAGUAUACACUUUUGACAAUGUAAAAUCAACAUAUUGAGGGCAGAAUUCAAUUAGUAGGACAUAAAUUAAAUGAGAUAGAAAAGUAUGUUAAUUGAAGGCAGGACUAUACUAUGACAAAAGUUAUUUAUGCAAAAUGUGUGACUAAUGUUUUGGAGUUAUGUCCUUCUGGGUUAAGCUUGGAACUCAAAGUCCCUACGUCAAUAUUCUGGUUAUCUGCCACUUAGUGACUCUGGAAUCAAUUUAAUUCUCAUUUCUCUGUCUUUGAAGACUAAAAGGCAUGAUGAAGGGCUCUCUUGAAGUGUCAUAGAAAACAAUAAUGAGGCUAGAUGAUUAACCAUCGAGUAAAAGCAAUAGACAUCCAAGCACAGCCUUCAGUUCACCACUAUUAAUUCAGGAUUUCUUAAAAUUUAUUCUCUAAUAGCAUAAAAAGGGCAAUAUUAAUAAGUAACACAGUUAUCACAUAUCAAAAUUUGUGACUUUUUAUGAAAGGAAAAAACCCAUUUUAUCUGAACUAUAGAAUUUUAAAAAAUACUUUGCAUCAUAUAAUAUGAUCUUACCUUCCUAUAAGUUCAACCAGUCUUUUUAUCUCUUGUCUUCCCUGUCCUCUCUUCCUCCUUUCCUUUCCUCUUCUCUUUAAUUUAAUUUAUUGUGUCUCUUCUUUAGGAACUGUGCUAAGUAAGGGCCAUGCUGUCACCUACAAGAACAUUUGGGGAAGAGAUGAUAAUAUAGUAUCAGGAGUCAUGGGAGCUUAUACUAUGACUCCAUCGUCAUUUCUGCCAACUAAAUUAAGCCAAAAAUAGUUGAGUCAUUUCUCUUAAAUAGUUGAACCAGCUGUGAAUUAGUUAUAAACUGCAAUUAUUUUCAUUCAAACCUGUAUUUGAAAUGACUUUAUAUAACUAUCACAAAUCAGAUGAUGUACACAAUCCCUUGAUUCAGAUUUAACUCAACACAUUUUAUUGAUCAAGUGGAAUUAUCCAAUAAUAAGAAGGCCCAUGCUUCUGUUACAUCUAUCUGUCCAUCAUUUAUCUUUGUGGCUGUCUAGCUGUCAUCUAUUUAUUAUUUUAUUUUUACAAAAAAGGGUAAAGUUUACAGAGGGCUUGUCCAAUGUUGCAUGACUAAUAUAGGAAAUCAAAUCCAAGCUCAAGUAUUUUGAUUCCAGGUUGUCCCAAUAGCCCAGCAAGAUGUGAGAUUUGCUACAAUGACAUUCUAUUUAUAAGACAAUGUGAUGUAGUAACAUAAGCAUGGGUUUUUGGAAUCAAACUUGGAUUUAAAUCUAGCUGUUCCACUCACUAGCUCUGUGACCUUGAGAAAGUUAAUUAACCUCAUGCAGUCUCAGUGACUUAAUCUAUAAACCAAAGCUAAUAGUACCUGUGAGGUUACUGUGAUAAUGUAUGUAAAGUGGGUGUAACACAAAAGGUACUCUGUAAGAGCUAACUGUGAUUAAUUCUUUAUCCAGACUUAUCUCCAACUAUAUGAUAUGAGUUCUCAAUUUCAACUAUAAACUGGCUUCUUUACUGUGUGGGUUUAAAUGUCAUGAACAGAAUAAACUUCAGAUCCCUGGCUCUUAUUCUUGUUUA
Molecule: messenger RNA, 3509 nt
Organism: Myotis lucifugus (little brown bat)
Lineage: Eukaryota; Metazoa; Chordata; Mammalia; Chiroptera; Vespertilionidae
Gene: PTGER3
Product: prostaglandin E receptor 3
Exons: 4
Coding region: 368-1540 (390 amino acids)
Biological process (GO): positive regulation of cytosolic calcium ion concentration; inflammatory response; intestine smooth muscle contraction
Cellular component (GO): plasma membrane
Molecular function (GO): prostaglandin E receptor activity
Source: RefSeq, a predicted model, not a curated record